AUGGAUCAAAUACGACACAAAUAUCUGCAAUUGUUGUAUUCAAAGUAUUCUCGGUUUUUUGGAAUGAUGGCCAAUUUGGACGAUGCAAAGGUUCAGAAACGAUUAAGAUUACAAUUACUAGAAUGUUUUGAUGUUCUUCCUAUUUAUGGCUUCAGUAGCUCAUCAUAUGACAUUAACAUCAUCAAGAAAUACCCUCCACAAGUCUUGAAACACUCUAAAAACAUGGAAAUAAAGUGUCACAAAUCAGAAGAUAUCAAUCCUUUAACUGGAGAUACGAUGAACAUAUUGUAUGAAAAGACAGCAAAUAAGGAAUCAGCUCUCAAACAAUGGGAUAUACCACAAGAUCAAUUUGGGGUUUUCUUAAAACACUCACAUAUUCCAUCCAAAAAGUGGUUUUACAACAAUCUAAAGGGAGAAUCAGUUUCAUCAAACGAUUAUAAUGAAAUGGUAUUCACUCACACCAACCUGUAUGAUUUGCUGGACGACUACAACAAUUUGGAUGCGAAGCCAGGUGUAGAAGCGACAAAGAAACUGGGUAAUUUCUUUCAGUCGUUGAAUCUUGAUAUCCACAAAGACGGCAUCUUUGUUCCUAGACUCACUCUGAAAUAUCUCUGGCACACAAAAAGCAAAGACUGCGAGUUUCAGUUAUUCAAAGGGAAUGACGAAUUGUACCACAAAUACAGAGAUAAUCUGGUUGGUGGUCCAAAUAUGCCGUGUGGUGAGCACCAAGUAGUUCAAGUCUAUCCCGAUAUUCUGAAAGAUGUCUUGGAUAACACGUUCUUUGGAAUGAUAGAAUGUGAUAUUGCUGUUCCUGAGCAUUUAAAGGAAUACUUUGCUGAAAUGCCUCCCAUAUUCAAGAAUGUUGAGAUUACAUGCAAUGAUUUAAGCUUUGACACAGGCACAUGCCAAACCAGAUUACAAAAAGUCCGAGAUACAAGUCCUGGUUAUAAAUUACGUGGAGAAAUGAUGAAAUUGAUGGGAAAUUCAUCUUAUGGUAAAUGCAUCACAGAUUUCUUGAAGCACGAGACAGUCAAGAUUGUUACUGGAGAUAACUACAUCAAAAACAUCAGAAGGAAUAAUUACAUUGAACAUCAAGACCUUAACCAAGGAUGCGAGUUUCGUUUCAAAAAGAUGUCGUUCAAACAAAGUUUACCUAUUCACAUUAGAUUUCAAGUGUAUCAAUUAGCGAAACUACGAAUGCUUCAAUUUUAUCACGACUCUAUUGAUUAUUCCAUUGACAAAAGUGAUUAUCAGUACUGUAUGAUGGACACUGAUUCUGCUUACAUUGCUAUAUCUGAUGAAUCGUUAGAAGUCAUAAAACCAAGCUUAAAAGAUGAAUUUAAAAAGAAUCGGCAUCUGUGGUUGGAAAGAGACGAUACCAUUGAAAAUAAGGUGUAUGACAGCAGAACACCGGGUCUGUUCAAGUUGGAAUAUGAAGGAAACUGUAUUAUAUCAUUGGCCAUUCAAAAGGGAAUUAACAAGAAACAAAAUGAAAUCACAAAACAAAAGUAUGUGGAUGCUUUAAAAGUUAAUGGAACAGUUAACUACAAAGACUAUCUACAAUGCGCCAAGAAUUGGGAUUUAUAUUCGGAACAACAACAAGAACAAUUGAAAAAAUGGUAUAGAAAUUACUAUACUCAAAACAAGGAGUCCAAACGACUGAGAUAUCGCAAUAACUACGCUAAUAAUUCAGAUAUCGAAAGAGGACGAUUACAAAAGUACAAAAAAGCCUAA
Batrachochytrium dendrobatidis JAM81 is the source of this 1734-nucleotide messenger RNA. RefSeq lists its product as uncharacterized. NCBI's taxonomy places the organism in Eukaryota, Fungi, Chytridiomycota, Chytridiomycetes, Rhizophydiales. The coding region runs from base 1 to 1734 and encodes 577 amino acids. The record is from RefSeq and is a predicted model, not a curated record. The transcript has 8 exons.